This is a messenger RNA of Ostrea edulis (European flat oyster), 3351 nucleotides long. RefSeq lists its product as uncharacterized. The transcript has 6 exons. Lineage: Eukaryota; Metazoa; Mollusca; Bivalvia; Ostreida; Ostreidae. The record is from RefSeq and is a predicted model, not a curated record. Bases 1985 to 3220 code for a protein of 411 amino acids.
AUAUUAUCACGUGGACAUGUAUUUCUCCAUUUUGAAUCUCGUCUACCCUAGUUCACGUCGUUCUGAGAUGUUACAUAAAAUUCGUAAAAGCAUGUAAAUCUUAUUUUCUUAAUCAUGUAUAAUCACUCCACGAUUAACGCCAUGUUUGUUGUUGUGGUUCAAACGCUAUGUUUGUAAAUUUCCUAAAUAACGACGCUGAAUAUGACGUCACAAUGUACUGUUUACAUCAAUUGCGUUAUAUUUCCCGCGUUCAAUAUGUAAGAGGAUCAAAUAUCCAAAAUUAGGAUGCUUUGAUACAGAUCCGUCCUCGUACUAACUUCAGGUUGUUUUUGUUCUGUUUUGGAUAUAGAUACCAAUGCCAAAAUUUGUUUGCUUCGCCCUCAAACACGGUCACGCCGUAAAACAUAUUAGUGUUUUUGGCAUAUUGACGCCCAUAGAGGAGAAUAUUAAAUCCAGUAGUCUUGAUGUAAAUCUUUGGCCGUUAUUGCCAAAUCUCAGCAGGACAGACCAUAUAUUUUCAAGGAGGAUAAUGCACCAGUGAAUACAUUUGUGAGACUUGUAGGUGGACAACUGAAAAUGCCAUCAACAUCAUGAAUUGACGCCCACAAUCCCCAGACAUUAACAUAAUAGAGCAUGUGUGGAGACUGUAAAACACCCCGAAAACGGAUUUCUCAUUUAAAACACUGCACAGGACCUGACAAUUAAUGUCUCAGAAAUCUGGACCUCUCUAACUCCAACAUAUAUAAAACCAUUGUAUCAGACUCUACCCAGCGAGUUCGAGUUGUCCUUGCAGUCAACGGAUGCAUUACUAUAAGUGCUGAAAUUGUGGGUGUCCUGUGAUUCUACCCAAGACACGACCAGUACGGGAAGAUAUGAUGAUUAUUUGACUUUCUAGGCUGCUAAUUCUGUUUCGUGAUGAACAGUAAUGAGAGAAUCUCAUCGGACACGAGUUGAUUUUUGCACUGAUUAGGUACCAUCAUCAGUUAGAUCGUCCUCCUUGAGAUAAAUUAAGUCUUAUCAUUGCUACAUGUACUUAGCGCAUCAUGGACCAGCACAUAGGACGAAUAUGGCGUGUCCUCAUUCGCUCUCUAGAAAACACAUUGAUUAGCAAUCCAAAACAAUAAACAUGUCAUUUGCAGUGUAUAUUUAGUGCAGUUUUAGUGCUAGUUUUUCUAUACAUAUUCAGCCAUGUUAUGUAAACGUUUUCUUUGUCUUGGGGAAAGGGACCUGUCAACCUGAAAAUUUCUCUGUCUAAUUCUUUGUGCUGUUGGUCAUUUCACAGCUUUUUAGAAUUCUUGCAUUUGGCCUUGUAUGUGGAUUCGACACUUACAGAUGUGGAGUGUUGUUGGAAUCUAGUGUUUUAUAUGAAUGAGAGAGAGAGAGAGAACUCACGACCAGCGGAACAAAAUCUAGCAACGUUUGACCAGCGCGCUAGACCGUUCGACCAUCUAGGCAUGUCAAAAACUUGCUUUCGAUGUCGAUGGAAAUCAUAUCAAAUUUGAUUGAAAUUCCAGUAUACUCUUACAGUUAGAGAUUGUUUAUUCCUCAAUUCAGUGUAUCAGUGUAUCAUAUAUGUUAACGAAGAACAUUAUUAAUAUAGGUCGUUGUUUUCAUAGUGUGUAGCAUGCGAUAUUUGUUUAAGUAGUAUCUGUCUCUUGAAAGAGACGCGGGUUAUGUAAAAAAUUUGAGGUUUAAAUAACCAACAGUGCCGUGAGAGAGAGAGAGAGAGAGAGAGAGAGAGAGAGAGAGAGAGUUAUUAUUUAAUGUCUUUAUACAUGUAUAGCAAAAUAAAACAUUUAACGAUUCAGUGUCACUCAAUGUCACAUGUAAGGCGACUAUAGAAUCAUAUGAUCCAAAGAUUACGCUUUUGUUGUGGGUUGCUUUUAUCACCUUACUGAAGUAUAUCUGUACCUUUAAUCCAAUAUAACUUAUUCUCGUUAGGUGAUGGUGAGGAGAGGGUGGAGUAUAAUUAUUACACAUCAUAAUGAAGAGAGAAGAAACGUUUCCCAUUUUGCGUGAAAGCAAUCUUCGAGACAACCAUGUGAGAGAAGCGUGGACUUCAGGAAAAACAGGGAGGUUUCAGAUCCAUGCCACUACUCGAAAUGUGUUCAUUGCGAUUUUAAACGUAUUGUCAAACGUUGCUAUGAAUGUGAGCUUACCGGUGUUUGCUGGAACGAUGAAUGAAAUAGGUGGAGACUCUUUUGUUCUCUUACUGAACACGUGUGUCAUCAUUGGUGUUCUUUUUGUCUUGACAACUUUGUUUGCCAAAUACGCCAUAGACAGUUCGACCACUUUCAAAUUGACCUCAAGUUUGAAGAUAAUUUUAGCACUGGGGCUCUUCACUGCCCUUAAUGGGAUUCUAGUUGUAUUUGCUAGUCCGCCGAAUAGGACACCGGGUUAUCUACAGGGGAUUUUGUCAACAACAUCUAUUCCAUACACAAUAAUAUGUCGGCUUAUAUUCCUCAGGAAAGGCAUAAGUGUCGUUCGCGCACUUUGCACGUGCUUGGUGAUGGCGGGACUGUUUAUCACAGCUGAACCCCAAAUUUUUGGCAUCAACUCCGAUGAAGAUUCGAACACCGCCGAAGAAUCUACUUCCGCACGAAUUCUAUGGCCCCUAUGUUUUGCUUUAGGAUUUUUACCUAUCGGACUAAUGAACGUUAUUUGUGAAAAGGAAUUAAAAACAAGCGAGGUAAAAUCGUUCAACUUUAUCAUGUGGUCACAAUUCGCUCAGAUUAUCUGUAUGGUGUGCUUGUUUUGGGUUGAUUUUAUCCCAGGAUUUGGAAUGGCCAGCUCUUUUUCCGAGUUCUCUACCAGAUAUAAAAGGGGAACAACAUGUUUGUUCAGCACCAGCUCCGACUGCAAGGGUCUUAUAGGAAAAUCGUGGAUCUUUUUCGGUGGGUACACGUUUGCAAAUCUAUUCCAGUUUCUUCUGAUAGAAUACGCUGAAGGCGCUGUGUUUGCUGCCGUGGUCCAGUCACUUGUAGGUCCCAUAGCCACGAUAUUUUGGACAUUCUUUGAAUUUAACCAGAAGGAGAACGUUUUCCGAUGGCACCCGGUGUUUAACGAAACGACUGCUUUCACUGCAGCAGGGCUACUCUUAAUGGUACCAGGUGUCAUGUUAUAUAACUACUACAGCAACAAAGAGGCAAAGGAAACGGCAAAGAACGGGUCUCACUUGUAUACAGAUCCCGAAGUAUCAGUUAAUAAUGUACAAGAUUAGUGUGACAAUGCCGAUAUUUGUUCUUUAUCUUGAAUAUACAGUGUGCUAUGUAAUGUUGAGCUAUGUUAUCUUCAUUAUUGAUUAUAUAUGUAUCAUCCUUAAAGUCAUGAACCUUUAUGAACUCUCUCAUA